Tyto alba (common barn owl) is the source of this 3085-nucleotide messenger RNA. RefSeq names its product RNA binding fox-1 homolog 3 (gene RBFOX3). The coding region runs from base 1162 to 2310 and encodes 382 amino acids. Lineage: Eukaryota; Metazoa; Chordata; Aves; Strigiformes; Tytonidae. Gene Ontology annotation, molecular function: mRNA binding. The record is from RefSeq and is a predicted model, not a curated record. The transcript is spliced from 12 exons. Gene Ontology annotation, biological process: nervous system development; regulation of alternative mRNA splicing, via spliceosome. Gene Ontology annotation, cellular component: nucleus; cytoplasm.
GUGCGUGGGACGGGCCGCUGCACCGGGGUCUGGCAUGACCCCUCAGGAGCUGGAGGGCGAGUGGUCGUGGUGGGACACGGGAGCUCGCUGCCAGCCUCCUUUCAGCUCUCGGUGCCACGGGGGCGAUGAGAAACCCUCCCCCUCCCGGCCCAGCAUCCCCUCCCCCAUUUGGCACCUUGCAGUCCCUUUGGAGCCACAGGACCCCGUAGGGGGGCUGGCACCCCCUCAUCCCCGGCCGCUGCUUCCCCGGGAUGGCUUUUCCCAGAGCUGUUUGUUCCCACCAGGUUUGCCCGGUGGCUCCGGGCCGGCCGUGCCGCACGCCGCUGCUGUUGAGUAUCUGCAGCAGAAACGGGAACCGCUGUGAGUGUACCAGGACACUGCAGCAUGUCGCUAUGUCUGGGGAUACUGUGGAAAAUCCCAGCCUCCGAAUAGGGCUGGUCGUGUGCGGGAGGCUCCGGUGGAGUCGGAGCAUCAGCAGCUGCUGGCACAGACCUGCCUUUGUGCAUCAUAUUUGGCCGAGAUGGGAACUGAACUGAGCCCAGGUUUUGUUUCCUACAUGCCCAAGCACAACGCCGGCCCGGCUGCUCCUGGAGUCGGGUGCGACACGGAGCGGGGUGCUGGGGCGGGGACCCCCCGUGCCAGCGCGGGGUUCUGCGGCACCCGAGGGUGCCGGGGCUCCUGCGUGGCUGCGAUGGGAGGAGGCGCGAAGUGGGAGUGGGGACCUGAACGAGCACACGUGUGUGCCCACGCCGGCUGUCCCUCACGGGCACCGGCACGCAGGCUAUUGCCAUGGCAGCUGUGACAGAGGUGCGCGUGGUGUUGAUGCAUCAGGGCCCCUGGCAGCUCUGGCAGGCCAGGCUGAAAUGCCAAAAAGCCUCUUGAGCUCUGCCAGGGCCGGCCCCCCGCCUGCCGCAGGCGAGAGGUGCUCGGGGCAGGGGGUCCCCAUCGCUCCGGGGAGGCUGGAGCCUGCGGGCAGAGCCCCUCCGUGCCACCCUGGGGGGUGCCAAUGGGGGCUGGCAGGCCCUGCCCUGGGCUCGCACUCCUUCACACGUGGCGGGGCCGGCGGGCUACUGGCCGUGUCUGCAGUGGCACGAGCCCGCGGCGGUGCAGCGCGUGGCUGCCGGGGCCGUGCGCGCUGCGGGGCCGCAGGCGUGAGCAGGUAUGUGCCUCUCCGGGGAGGCGGAGCUGGGUCUGCUGCAUGGCUCCCUGCCCGUCCCUGUCUGCGUGUGUGUCUCCCGAGGAGAGCGUGGUGCGUGUGCACGUGUCCGGCUGUGUGUGCGUGGGGGAGUCCCGCGGCUGCCCGCCCCGGCGCUGCCAUCGCGGGGGGCUGCUCGGCGCGGCUUCCCGGGCCGCCCGCCUCGCAUCACCGAAACUCCCGCCUUCCUCUACCUCCAACAGGGUAACCAGGACGCCACGGCUCCGCCGGACGCGAUGGCUCAGCCCUACCCCCCGGCCCAGUACCCCCCGCCCCCCCAGAACGGGAUCCCCGCAGAGUACGCGCCGCCGCACCCCCACCCCACGCAGGACUACUCGGGGCAAAGCACAGUACCGGAGCACGCCAUGACCCUCUACACACCAGCACAGAGCCACGCCGAGCAGCCGGGCACCGACGCCAGCACACAGUCCAUAGCAGGGACGCAGACGGUACCGCAGACAGACGAGGCGGCACAGACAGACAGCCAGCAGCUACACUCCUCAGACACCACAGACAAGCAGCAGCCCAAGAGGUUACACGUCUCCAACAUCCCCUUCCGAUUCCGGGACCCUGACCUGCGGCAAAUGUUCGGGCAAUUCGGGAAGAUCCUGGACGUGGAGAUCAUUUUCAACGAGCGGGGCUCCAAGGUGAACAACGCCACGGCCCGGGUCAUGACGAACAAGAAGGCUGCCAACCCCUACACCAACGGCUGGAAGCUGAACCCGGUGGUGGGAGCGGUGUACGGCCCCGAGUUCUACGCAGUAACGGGGUUCCCGUACCCCGCCACGGGGACGGCCGUGGCCUACCGAGGGGCACACCUACGGGGACGAGGACGCGCCGUCUACAACACCUUCCGGGCCGCGCCGCCGCCACCGCCCAUCCCCACCUACGGCGCGGUCGUCUACCAGGACGGGUUCUACGGAGCCGAGAUCUACGGGGGCUACGCUGCCUACAGAUACGCCCAGCCCGCAGCGGCAGCGUACAGCGACAGUUACGGCAGAGUGUACGCAGCGGCAGACCCGUACCACCACACCAUCGGCCCCGCCGCCACGUACAGCAUCGGCACCAUGGCUAGUCUAUACCGAGGAGGGUACAGCCGCUUCACUCCCUACUAGCAAGACAGACCCAGCCCCUCCCACCACUAACACUGCCGCUCACUAGCACCAAACCAAACCGGGCAGCCAGAGCCGGGGCCGGGCCUCCGGAGGAACCGCGGGCCGGGCUCGGCGGCUGCCCACCCCCGUAGGGUCACCUCCCGCCGCUCCGUCCCGCCGCCCGCCCGCGUCUCCUGCGCCGUCCGCCUGCCCCGCGCCCCGGUGCUGCCCCGGCGCUCCGGGGUCCCCCGCGAGCGGGGCCAGCCCUCGGCCCCGGCGGCACCCCGUUUCCCGGAGCCGGGGCGCGGGGGUCCCCGUGCAGCUCCACGCUGGCCCGAGCCCCCGGCGGGCGCUGCCCUUGCCGGGGGGUGCAGGGGGCUCGUCCCCCCACGAGGCAGGAGGGGAUGGGGGCACGGCGCUGACGGCAGCCCCGGAGCAGCCCCUCGCCCCCCCAUAGGAGAGACAGGAGCUGGCGGGGGCUGCUGCAAGCUCCGGGGAUGGAGCUGGGCUGGGGCGGGUGCAGGACCCCGGGGACAGCCCCCCCAAACCCCGGGGCGGCCCCCCGGGCAGUAGCGGAGCUCUGGUGCAGCAGGCGUGGGGCGCGGUGUGGGGCUCGGGGGGACCGGGCUGGUGGCCGUGUCCCCCCCCGGCCCGCAGCUCGGCCGGGCUGCCCCGCACGCCGCUCCAGCGAAAGACCUGCCUCUCUGUUUCUGUUGUAGUGAAACCGCGGCCGUUUCCUUCUGGGACCAGGAAGGGCAAAAAAAAAAAAAGAAAAAAAAAAAGAAAAAAAAAUCCA